AUGAAGGAACUGACCCAAGUUCGAUUUGGGAUUAAAAUUCUCACGGAGAACAAAACAUUGGUGAGAUGUAAGUGAGACUCUUUUUCUAAUUGAACUGAUUAUUCCAUUUUAACUUUAUCAUUAUAUUAUGUAGCAUGAAAAACGGUGGUCUUAUGCAUGGCGAUUUCAAUUCCUUUCUUGAGGAAUCAUUUCGCCAGUUUGGAUGACAAAAUUUCCUGCAUGCUUGGAGCUCUUAUCUUCCGCAACUGUCUUUCCUGCAGUGUUGCUGAACAUUGACAACCGAAUAAUUUAAAUGCUCUAAACUUUUCUUGAAUUGAGUUAUUUGUCGAGUUUUUUCAUAGUUACUUUUUUUUUAAUCCUUGUGUUAUAAUUUGAUGCGCUUUUUAAAGAUAAAAGAUUUAUGAAGAACUCAAGUCCCGUCGUCUUCUCUCCACGACAGAUACUUCGUCCGAUGAUAGAAGCACAUUCAUAUCAAACUCCCUGUUUUAGAGCAUGCACACAACAUCAAGCAUCUUUAUUUUAUCUUCAAUAGCUAAAAACUGUGCUGAGCUGUACAAAUCCGGUCGAAGGAUCAGCGGCGUUUACACAAUCGACCCAGAUGGUUCAGGCGCCUUCGAUGUAUAUUGUGACCAUACAACAGCUGGUGGGGGAUGGACAGUGAUCCAGAAGAGAAUGGAUGGCUCCGUUGAUUUCAACCGCACCUGGAAUGAAUACAAACAUGGCUUCGGUAACUUGGUCGGUGAGUUCUGGCUCGGACUGGAUAAAAUAAACCGUCUCACAAGAAACAAGACAAAAAACAAGCUUCGAGUAGAUCUGGGAGUAAAAAAUGGGAAAACUUUUCACCCUGAGUAUAGCUGGUUUGGCAUUGGAAACGAGACAGCUGAGUACAAGCUGCACAUUGGCAAUUUUAUAAGUAAGUAACCCGUUUUUUUGGCAUUCAUUUUUCGAUUCUCAUAUAUUACUUCUCCCUCACUUAAAUCUUAAAAUCAAUUUUACUCCACUUUGUCAAUAGUGGUAUUAUCAAAUGGCAAGGUUCUCCAGAGGUAAACCUGAACGUUCUGAUUGGCUCUUACUAGUCGGGAUUUUGGUCCGAGUGCCACAUAAUAAACUAUUUACUAACUUUAUUUUUUAAUUUUUUUUUAAUUCUUUUUUCUUUUUCCCCCUUUUUUUCUCUUUUUUUGGCGGAAAACGACAAGGUUAAAGCUAUGAUGGCAUUUUACGGAUCCUAGAAUUAUGUGAAUCUCUUUUGUUUUGUUUCAAAACAGACGCCACUGUUUCCCCCGAUUCCCUAAGUCCUCACGGAGAUUUCGUUUUCGGUACCUGGGAUAGGGAUCCCGCUGGUUGUACUCAAAAAAGAGGUGGAGGCUGGUGGUAUGGCAACAGUAGUAAAUGUGCUGUUUGGUAA
This is a messenger RNA of Pocillopora meandrina, 1405 nucleotides long. The record is from the annotation of a GenBank genome assembly. Lineage: Eukaryota; Metazoa; Cnidaria; Anthozoa; Scleractinia; Pocilloporidae.